AUAUAUAUACAGAUUUCCCUCCAAAGUAGGGUGAAGCAAAGCAUCUCAUUCCCUCACCCCCCCUACCCCAGUUCUUCUCCUUCUUCUUCUUCUUGUUACCUUUAAUCCUCUCCCCUUCUCUUCUCUGUUGCGUGCAAGCAUCUCUCCUCGUCUUCCUCCUCAGAUUGCUUGCUUGCUUGCUUGCAUCCUCCUCACAUUCACCACGAGGUUUCUGCUGCUGGUUUGUCUGAUGUGUGAGAUAGAAAGAGAGUGUGAGAUUGAGGACGAAUUGAAGCCUAGCUUGUGACGCAAAGUUGGCAUCUUUUGGUUUGGAGAGGCCCACUGUUUCUUCCACUUCUCGCCUUGCUCGCAUUCCUUCCUUGCCUCCAUCCCCAUCUCCAUGCCAUCCGUGUGAAGCCUCGCGCCGUUUGGUUGGUUGCAAGAACGCCACCCGCGUUGGUUGUUGCCUUCGCUUCUUUGGUUGCUGCCGUCUACAAGAAGCCUCUCUCUGGCCUGUGCUGCAUUGGCCUCGAUCGGUGGUCGAACACAUGUUCCACGGCUCGCCGGCGGCGGUGGCGGCGUCGGCGGCGGUGGCGGAGAUGAGGUUCACGACGGGGGGGUCGUCGACGCGGUCGUGGGAGCCGACGGUGACGGCGGACACGUCGGACCUGCACUACUGGAUGCAGUGGCGCGCCGCGGUGUGCGCGCUGUCCGUGCUCGCGUGCAUGGCCGUCGCGGCGUGCCUCGUGUGGCGCCACGAGGGCCCCGGCGCCGAACGCCGCCCCGGCGGCGCGUCCGGCGGCGGCGGCGGGAGCAAGGAGCGGCGGCGGCCGGGGGUGCUGUACGACGACGAGGCGUGGCGGCCAUGCCUCCGGGACAUCCACCCGGCGUGGCUGCUCGGCUACAGGCUCAUCUCCUUCUUCGUCCUCCUCAGCUUGCUCAUCGUCAUUGUCAUCUCCGAUGGUGGCACCAUCUUCUACUACUACACUCAGUGGACCUUCAUUCUGGUGACGAUUUACUUCGGGCUCGGCACGGCGUUGUCCAUCUAUGGAUGCAGCAAGCUUGCUGAUGAGAAUGUUGUCACUGAAAGAACAGACAUGGAGCUCGGCUCGUACGUCGCCCAUGGAGCUGGUACUAAACCCAAUUUGAAUGGGGAAGAUGACACAGGAGAGAUUGCUGGAUUCUGGGGUUACCUGCUCCAGAUCAUCUACCAGACAAAUGCAGGCGCAGUGAUGCUUACAGAUUGUGUGUUUUGGUUCAUCAUCUUCCCAUUCCUUACAGUCAAAGAUUACAAUCUAAAUUUUUUGUUGAUAGGAAUGCACUCGGUAAAUGCCGUUUUCUUGCUUGGUGAAGCUGCCCUGAAUAGCUUGAGCUUCCCUUGGUUCCGGGUCGCAUAUUUCUUUCUCUGGACUGCUCUCUAUGUCAUUUUUCAAUGGAUUCUCCAUGCAUCAACUCCACUUUGGUGGCCAUACCCAUUUCUCGAUGUUUCAGCUAAUUUAUCUCCUUUGUGGUACUUCGCCGUCGCGAUCAUGCAAUUACCAUGCUACGCGGUAUUCAGACUGGUGAUCAAACUGAAACACCACCUGCUCACAAGGUGGUUUCCGGGUUCAGUCGUAAGAGGCUCAUCUACACCAUAAGCCAGGCCGUCAUGCAUCAUCUUCCUCCGCCAUUGCCAACAGUUUAUACAGAAAGGGCAAUGGUGAAGAUCACAAGAAAAGAAUAAUGGCAGCCUGGUGGUGAUGGACUGAUGGUGGCAUCGAUCACCGACUCCAUUUCCAUUCCUCCUUUGCGAGAUUCUCUUAUUGCAGCAGGUGCAACUCUCCGAGCGAAAAAAGAAAACAGGAGAGGCACAUGCGUUUUACACCACCGUAUAGUAGUUCUGAUAGAUGUAAAUUGAAGCUUACAGGUUCAGAUAUGAGAUUCAGAGAGUUUUUCUUUUUCUUUUUGGAUGUAAUGGAAACUGAAAUGAACAGAGAGAAAAAAAAGAGUGUGGUGGGGUUAUGUAUAGCUUGACUCAUUGACUGAUUGGUCAAAUGGAGGAGAUAUUUGUUAACAUUUUUUUUAUUUUGUAGAGCUGAUUAAUUAAUGGUCAUUUGUAUAUGUGAUUAAUGCUAAUGAGUAAUGAAUGGAUGCAAGUGUGUGAA
This is a messenger RNA of Oryza sativa Japonica Group (Japanese rice), 2123 nucleotides long. RefSeq lists its product as uncharacterized. Gene Ontology annotation, cellular component: membrane. NCBI's taxonomy places the organism in Eukaryota, Viridiplantae, Streptophyta, Magnoliopsida, Poales, Poaceae. The record is from RefSeq and is a predicted model, not a curated record.